Messenger RNA from Salvia splendens (bonfire salvia), 914 nucleotides. RefSeq names its product AP-2 complex subunit sigma. Gene Ontology annotation, molecular function: clathrin-cargo adaptor activity. Gene Ontology annotation, biological process: protein transport; clathrin-dependent endocytosis. Gene Ontology annotation, cellular component: AP-2 adaptor complex. NCBI's taxonomy places the organism in Eukaryota, Viridiplantae, Streptophyta, Magnoliopsida, Lamiales, Lamiaceae. The transcript has 6 exons. The record is from RefSeq and is a predicted model, not a curated record. The coding region runs from base 180 to 608 and encodes 142 amino acids.
AAGAUUUCCUAAUUUCAAACAUUUCCACAUGAAUAAAAUGAAAAAUUUCCGAGUACUUUUCAAUUUAUGAUGGAAUUGAAGUCAAUAUAGUGAACCGAUUACCAAAUCAUCCUCGCAAUUAAUCCAUCCCUCUUCAAAAUUUUAUUAUAGGAGCUCAGCUUACAUUAGUUCUUGAAAAAAUGAUCCGGUUCAUACUAUUGCAGAACAGGCAAGGGAAAACUAGAUUAGCCAAAUACUACAUUCCUCUCGAGGAAUCCGAGAAGCACAAGGUUGAGUACGAGGUUCAUCGUUUGGUUGUGAAUAGGGAUCCCAAAUUCACCAAUUUUGUAGAGUUCCGAACUCACAAGGUCAUCUACAGGCGAUAUGCUGGUUUAUUUUUCUCGUUGUGUGUAGACAUUACUGACAAUGAGUUGGCUUAUUUGGAAAGCAUUCACUUAUUUGUGGAGAUACUGGAUCACUUUUUCAGCAAUGUGUGUGAGCUAGAUCUCGUAUUUAAUUUCCACAAGGUGUAUCUCAUACUAGAUGAGUUCAUACUUGCCGGGGAACUGCAAGAAACAAGCAAGAAGGCAAUCAUCGAGAGAAUGGGAGAAUUGGAAAAGCUGGAUUAGAGAUUGCUAGGAAGAGCACAAACGAAUACCAACAUUCAGCUCAAACAUACUCUUGCAUCUCUCUUGCACCGUGCAUGCUUGCAUCUGGUUAUUAUACCUAUCAUUCGUGCAUUUUGCUGCAUUUACUGCAGUUAUUGAAAAAAAAAAUCCCAUCAUUCGUGGUUUUUAACUUCUUGUUUGUAAAGGUGGUCCUAAAAAUUCUCUUUGGAUGCUUGUUGAUUCAGCUUGUAGUAUAUGUAAAAGGAUGUAGUCUGCACAGGGUUGAAAUAUUCAUAAUUUGAUGAUAAAAUAUUAAAUUUUCUUCCA